AGGUGCAGGCCUAGAAGGGAGAUUGGGGGUGGGGCCAGGAGGUUUUCUCCAACUUUAUCAACCCUCCCCCUACGCAACCGGAGAGGUCUGGAAGCUAGGGCCCUCCCCUUGGGGCCGUAUGGGCUACAGUUAAGAUCUGUGUAGUUCAGGGUACAGCACAGGUUUGCUACGCCCUUUUCUAGCAACUUAUAAUUAAGUCUCCCUACCCCUGCACUGAUAAUUACAGAAGAGCAAACUGUCACACAGCUGCAAACCACCACAUCUAAGCAGCAUGCCCCACCCCUACUACUCAGUCUCAAGUGCCUUUUCCAGCCAAACCAGCCGGCCCUCACAGGACAGGGGUGGGCAAGGAUUUUCAGGCAACUCCAGGAAUUUGUGGGAAUCUCUCAAGGAGAUCCUCAACCUGCAGGGAAUGCCAGUUCCCUCAACCAGCUGGUGACAGUGGGGGGGGGGGGGGCGGGGCACUGCCUCUCUGGGGAGACAGUGUCCGGGAACCCCAAAACUGUAGCUUCUGCAGCGCUAAGCACUGGCCCUGGUGGGCUUGGGGUGGGGGCCAAAACAUUGGAGGAGCGAAGGCAAUGGGGUGGGGGGAAAUCUGGCCCCUCUGGGCAUCGCCUGUGGCCCACCCUAGCCCCCGGGGGUGAGCCCUCGUUUGGAAGUGGAGACCCUCACCCACAUCCCAAAGACUGUGAGAGAAGGGCUGGGAAUCUUCUGCCUCCCGUUCUCCGUCUCACAAGGGCUUUAUUUUUUUUCCCUUUCCCCUCCUCAUUCCCUUAAUUGCAGAUGUUCUAAUUAAACCCUCAAAUACUUGUUAUGCCGUUUUAAAAGGUACUUAUUCAAGUGUCAACCAGGCUGGGCUGGGAGGAGGCAGCGUAGGGCGGCGAAUUAAAGGUAGAUUGACUAAUCACGGCGGCGAUCAUAAUAAUAAAAUCAGAGGGAAAAAAAUCACAUUACGACUUUUCGUGGAAAGGAGGGAGCAGGCAGCCAGCGGCCGCCAGCCCUGCGCCGCCGCCGACACAAAGAGUACGGGCGAUUCCGCGAGACUGAUUUAUGACGUUUUACAACCCUAUAAAAGCUGUAGCGACGAGGCAAGCGCUCCUACCACCGCUGGCAGCUUUAGUCUAAUAAAUAAAACAUAAACAGUUAACUUUAUGUGUCACUUUUAUUGUUAUCAAGUAAAAUAUAGCCAAGCCUCUGCAAGCUAUGAUUUUAAACUAUAAUUGUUAUCAAGUACAACAAGGGGACCCGGCUCCCUCCCUGGGCUCUCCCUUCUGCUACCCCCCAACUCGCAGUCAUGAAAGAUCAGUUAAUUGGAAUGGGGACAGGACGUGGCCACCCCAGGCUGAGGGGGUGGGUGGGAAAGCAGCCCUUGCUUGCCCCACCUCUGUGGCCUUGCUGCCCCCCCCAUCAGGAUGCUGCUGUCCGUGUGGGUGGCAGAAAGAAGGGAGGGGGUGAGAAGGGGCUGGACACCCCCAAGGCCCUCCCCACCUCCCCAGCAUGGUGAGCUCAGCCCUCGGCUUUUGGAAGACAGCCGGGAGCUGGCCUCGGGAAUGCGUGUUUACAUGUACACACACGUGUUACGUGGAUACAGUCCCUGGCCGGAAGCAAGCAAUCUCUACCCUCCAGGGGGCUGCGGAGAGAAGAACGCUUGGGGCCUUGGCUUGGUCACCAUCCCCGGGCAGUGACUGCUGCGGGGGGCUCAACCCCCAGACCUCCAGAAAUGACGUCAGAAUCAUUUGCAUCCAGCUGCCUCUACCUGCCUGGUCCAGCUUGGACCCUGCCUCGCCAGCCCCAUGGCCAGAGGGUUGGAAAUUAAUGAUCAUGAGCUCGUAUUUGAUGGACUCUAACUACAUCGAUCCGAAAUUUCCUCCAUGCGAAGAAUAUUCGCAAAAUAGCUACAUCCCUGAACACAGUCCGGAAUAUUACGGCCGGACCAGGGAAUCGGGAUUCCAGCAUCACCACCAGGAGCUGUACCCACCACCGCCUCCGCGCCCCAGCUACCCUGAGCGCCAGUAUAGCUGCACCAGUCUCCAGGGGCCAGGCAAUUCGCGAGGCCACGGGCCGGCCCAGGCGGGCCACCACCACCCCGAGAAAUCGCAGCCGCUCUGUGAGCCGGCGCCUCUCUCGGGCGCCUCCGCCUCCCCGUCCCCAGCCCCGCCAGCCUGCAGCCAGCCAGCCCCCGAUCACCCCUCCAGCGCCGCCAGCAAACAGCCCAUAGUCUACCCAUGGAUGAAGAAAAUCCACGUGAGCACGGUGAACCCCAAUUAUAACGGAGGGGAACCCAAGCGCUCGAGGACAGCCUACACGCGGCAGCAAGUCCUGGAAUUAGAGAAAGAGUUUCAUUACAACCGCUACCUGACCCGGAGGAGAAGGAUCGAGAUCGCCCACUCGCUGUGCCUCUCCGAGCGGCAGAUCAAGAUCUGGUUCCAAAACCGCCGCAUGAAAUGGAAGAAGGACCACCGCCUCCCCAACACCAAAGUCAGGUCAGCGCCCCCGGCCGGCGCCGCGCCCAGCGCCCUGUCGGCAGCCACCCCGGGCCCUUCUGAGGACCACUCCCAGAGCGCCACGCCGCCGGAGCAGCCGCGGGCAGAGGACAUUACCAGGUUAUAAAACGGCGCUCACACCCCUGCCCCCACCCCGGGCCCCCACCUCCCCUCACACACAAACUGACUCUUAUUUAUAGAAUUUAAUAUAUAUAUAUUUUGGUUCUUUUCUCGCUUCCCCCCACCUUGUCCCUUGUCAAUUCCAAACAGACAAAAACAGAUAAACAAACACUCUCUCUGCCCUGUUCCCUUCCACUGUCAAGCAUGUAAUGUUGUCUUUAGCAUGGUACCUGCUGGGUUUUUUUUUUUAAGGCCAUUGAUUGGGGGGGUAUUUAUUUUUUAAGGAGAAAAAAAAAGCUGCAAAAAUUAUAUAUUGCAAGUGUGACGGUCUGGUUUGGGUGAAUUUCAGGGGAAAUGAGGAAAAGAAAAAAGGAAAAAGAGAGAGAUUUUUAAGCCAAUUCUCAUCCUUCUCCUCCUCCUUCCCCCCACUUUCCUUAGGCCUUUUGCAUUGAAAAUGCACCAGGGAGGUUAGUGAGGGGGAAGUCAUUUUAAGGAGAACAAAGCUAUGAAGUUCUUUUGUAUUAUUGGGGGGGGGUGGGAGGAGGGGGGAGAGACAACAGACAAAGCUGAAAUGCAUCUGAGGAGCCUCUCUGAGCUGCUCAGUUCCAGAGGCCAAAAGAAAAACCAAGAUGAACUUUCAGUUCAGAGAGAGGGUCUGUAGGUAGGAUCGCCCCCCACCCCCGUCGUGGUCGUUGUGUUUUUUGGACUGAAUUUACUUGAUUAUUGUAAAACUUGCAAUAAAGAAUUUUAGUGUCGAUGUGAAAUGCCCCGUGAUCGAUAAUAAACCAGUGGAUGUGAAUUAG
Molecule: messenger RNA, 3406 nt
Organism: Lepus europaeus (European hare)
Lineage: Eukaryota; Metazoa; Chordata; Mammalia; Lagomorpha; Leporidae
Gene: HOXC4
Product: homeobox C4
Exons: 4
Coding region: 1498-2610 (370 amino acids)
Biological process (GO): embryonic skeletal system morphogenesis; anterior/posterior pattern specification; regulation of transcription by RNA polymerase II
Cellular component (GO): nucleus
Molecular function (GO): DNA-binding transcription factor activity, RNA polymerase II-specific; RNA polymerase II cis-regulatory region sequence-specific DNA binding
Source: RefSeq, a predicted model, not a curated record